Molecule: messenger RNA, 435 nt
Organism: Brugia pahangi
Lineage: Eukaryota; Metazoa; Nematoda; Chromadorea; Rhabditida; Onchocercidae
Source: the annotation of a GenBank genome assembly
AUGAGUAAUUAUACUGCACUGCAGCGCAAGGUACGGAAAACAGUUCCGUUUAAACGAUGCUCUGCUACAAGGUUAAUAGCUUUCAAAAAUGUAACAGUAUCGGAUUUAUGCAACGAACUAAUUGAUUAUCCAAUUUGGGUUGGUUUUCAUUACUAUUCUAUGCGAGUACUUAACAAAAAUGGCUUACAUAUUGUUUACGAUGAUAUCAAUUAUGCUGUUCAAGAAGGUGACAAAUUGCGACAUUUACGCAUUAUGCCUUCCAAAUAUAUGUAUAAACCACAAGCGACAACAAUUUUUGGGGAAACAAAGGUAUAUAGCAAAGGACAGAUUCCACUUGACCAUUGGCCACUUAGUGACUAUCCUCCUAGCAUUGAAUCAGUUUCCGGAUAUUCUACAGUUACAAAAAUGUCAACUGCCACUACAGUGUGUAUUUAA